AUGCCCACUCCGGAGACAUCUACGAUCAAGAAACAACAUGCCGCACCAUCUUACGUUUGGUUGUCCUUUAAAAUUGCGUUGACUUUUGCCCUAUUCAGUGUGUUGUUCAACGUCCUCAAUGAUUGUGACGAGGUGUACAACUACUGGGAACCGUUGCACUUUCUGGUCACUUUGGGUGAAGGUGGUGGAUUUCAGACCUGGGAAUAUUCACCUGUAUAUGGACUAAGAUCGUUCUUCUACCUUUGGGUGUUUGGUUGGCCGGCCUUUAUAGCUGUGCAACUUGGAAGCCCCACAUGGCUUGCUUUUCUGUUUGUUCGUCUGCACUUGGCUUUCUUGUGCACGUUGGCGGUCACAAUCUUGGCGUCGGUUUUGCAGAAACUCACAACGAGUCACAAUCAGUCGGCUUUUGGGAUCCCUUUCCCCCUCCUUUUCGUCGGUUUUCUUUGCCUCUCGCCCGGUCACUUUUUGUAUUCGACUAGUCUUGUACCCAGUGGGAUUGCUGCCACUGUUGCUACCUUCAUGCUUGCUAUGUGGCUUAACGGAAACUUCACACUGGCAGUCGGAUGCACAGCAUUCAUGGGUAUUGUGCUUUGGCCUUUCGCUGCUUUGUUGGGUCUACCACUCGCACUACAUAUGAUGCUCAUCAGACGGUUUACCCAGCUACUUGCGUCGUCGAUCUUCUGGGCUGUAGUCUUUAUUGUUCCCAUGAUUCUGGUCGACUCGUUUUAUUUCGGGCGGGUAGUGCUAGCGCCGUGGAAUAUUGUGCAUUACAAUGUGUUUUCCCAAGCCACCAAUGUUUCUGGCAGCGCUUCUGUUUUAUACGGAGUUGAACCGGCCUCUUUUUAUGUGAAAAACUACCUUCUCAACUUUAACGUACUUGUCCCAUUGAGUUGUUGUUUUGCGUUGUUUUCACUUUACUCGCUGUUCAUCUGGUUUUUCUCACGACGAGAUAGUCGUGGACAGUUGCGGAACGUUCCUGCAAGAACUCUUGCAAGACGAGAUAUCUACUUUUCUUGUUUCCUACCUCUUUUAACAUGGAACGUGGUGUUUUUUGUCCAACCACACAAAGAAGAACGAUUUCUAUACCCAUGCUACCCGUUUCUAGUUUUGGGUGCGGCCCUUUUAAUGUGGGAUAUGAACCAACUGAUUUCCAAUGUCCGACGAUGCAGGAACAUAGGCAAAUAUUUUUGUACCAUAGUUUCUGGUAUUACUGUUGUUUUGUUCCUCUUGCUCAGUUUUUCUCGCAUAGCUGCACUUGUCCGUUGGUAUAACGCCCCAGUCUAUUUGAUUCGUCAUCUUCCCAAUCAGGUUUCUGACACAAAGUCCAUACUAUGUCUAGGUCGUGAUUGGCACUACUUCCCCAGUCGAUUUUUGCUACCACAGGGCGGAGAACAAUGGGAUGUAGGUUACUUACCCUCAAACUUUUCUGGUCAGUUACCCGGACAGUAUAAACCUGUUGGGUCGGAGGCACGUGUUGUUGAUUCUACUCGUGUUGAUGGCAGUCACUUCAAUGUGGAAAAUCUAGAAGAACCGGAUCGAUUUUUAUCCGGAGGAGCCGAGCGCUGUGAUUUUAUCAUGGAUCGAGAUUCGACACCUGGAACUCGUGAAGAGCUAUACGUAGCGCAAUCUGAUAAGUGGACAUCGGUUGCUAAUCGCACCAUUCUGGAGCCACGCUCUUGUAAAUCGGAUGCCUUAGGCUCUCUUACCGAGAAGUAUCCUUAUCUUUGUUCACUCUUUCGGUCUUUUUAUAUUCCUUAUUUUUCGGAAGUGUACAAUUCACCGGUCAGGAUGCAUAUUUUACAAAAAAUCAAAUAA
Messenger RNA from Opisthorchis viverrini, 1815 nucleotides. RefSeq lists its product as hypothetical. The transcript has a single exon. Gene Ontology annotation, cellular component: endoplasmic reticulum membrane. Gene Ontology annotation, biological process: protein N-linked glycosylation. The record is from RefSeq and is a predicted model, not a curated record. Gene Ontology annotation, molecular function: alpha-1,2-mannosyltransferase activity. Lineage: Eukaryota; Metazoa; Platyhelminthes; Trematoda; Opisthorchiida; Opisthorchiidae. Bases 1 to 1815 code for a protein of 604 amino acids.